Messenger RNA from Clonostachys byssicola, 4284 nucleotides. NCBI's taxonomy places the organism in Eukaryota, Fungi, Ascomycota, Sordariomycetes, Hypocreales, Bionectriaceae. The record is from the annotation of a GenBank genome assembly.
AUGCCUUCCUACUUGUUGCAUCAGCGGAACGAGCCGCGCGAUGGCUCCCACCCCACCGAGCACGACUCGGACCAACAUGUCUUCGUAACGGCAGAGGCUGAGGAGACCGUCACUGAACUGCACCGAGCCAUCUCGAAGCAAUCCAAACAUGCGGAGCCAGAGCCGUCUCCUUCGCCGGCAUUUGAAGAUUUUGAAAAAUAUCUGCGCAGUACACAGGAGGAUGCUGAAACUCAGGCGAAGAAGCCCCAGCCCGUGCCGCUCAGCGUAUGCUUCAAAUCAAUUACCACCUAUGGAAGGCAGGGUGGUCCAAAAUCUGUCAAAACCCUCAAGGACGCAAUUUGGAGGACUCUGACUCUACAAGAUAUCUACGAAGCUACCCUUAAGCGAUUGAUAUCUCCUGAUCGAGUCGAAAAUGGGCAAGCCCUGAUCCGAGAUUUUUCUGGUGUUGUUCGAAAUGGCCAGAUGAUGCUUGUUUUGGGUAACCCAGGCUCCGGAUGCAGCACGUUUUUACGCACCAUUGGCGGUGAGCACGACUCCUUUUUGGGGGUCAAGGGGUCCAUUGAUUACUCGGGUCUUUCUCUCGAGGAAGUGUCAAAGUACUACAGGGGUGCCGUUGCAUAUAUACCGGAGGAUGAUGUACAUCUGCCCACUCUAACUGUCCGGCAAACCCUGGAAUUCGCUUUGAAGAAUAAGACACCCAAGAAGCUAUUGCCGGAAGUGCCUCGCUUUCUCGACGAGUUCGGCCGAGUGUUUGGUAUGACCCACGUCAUGAACACUUUGGUUGGAAAUGAAUUCGUCAGGGGCGUGUCUGGCGGCGAGAGAAAGCGAGUUUCUAUCUUGGAAUCUCUGGCAUCGGAUUCAUCAGUCAAUUGUUGGGACGGUUCCACUCGGGGACUGGACGCAUCAUCUGCUCUUGAUUACAUACGUUCACUGAGAAUCAUGACGGACACAUGCGAUCGGGCGACGAUUGUAUCGAUUUAUCAAGCUUCGGAUGCCAUUUAUGAUCUCAUGGACAAGAUUUUGCUCAUUGAUCAGGGACGGAUGCUUUACCAAGGCCCUGCCAAGGAGGCAGAAGGCUACUUCGAGGCUCUUGGCUAUCGCCGUCUCCCACGUCAAACAAUGAGUGAUUUCUUGGCAAAUGUUGCUGCGGGAACUCCAGAAAAUAUUCAAGAUAACAAACAAUUGAGCGUCCCUCGAGGAGCAGUCAAUCUCGAACAAGCUUUUCGAUCCAGCAAGGCUUUCCAGAAUGUCCAAAACGAAAUCACCGAGUAUGAGCAUUCUAUUUCUUCUGCCAAUGGCAGCAAUGACAGCACUGUAACUGCGGUCGAGGCAUUUAAGCACUACGGGGAUAAGCAAAAAUCAAGAUUCGUCUCUCCUCGCUCAUCUUACAACACAUCAUUCAUUCGCCAAGCGGUAUUAUGCACGAAGCGCGAAUAUUGGCAACUGAUGGGAGACAAGAUACCGUUUUUGACCAGAUUUUUGUGCAUUUUUUUCUGUGCCUGGCUUCUCGGUUCCAUGUUCUACCAAAUGCCUCUUGACACUCGGGGUGUUUAUUCUCGUGGCGGAUUCUCCUUCUACUGCGCAGCUACGGUAGCCUGGUUCCAAAUGGCGGAGCUGGAAACUGCGUUCUUUGACCGUACUGUGGUCAGCCGUCAACGGAGAUACGCCAUGGUGAGACCGAGCGCAGUUGUGCUGGGGAAGACGCUGCUAGACUUCGGUACCGUCUCAUUCCAGUCUUUUGCUUUUUCUAUUAUCGCCUAUUUUAUGAGUGGGAUGAGGUUAGAGGCCGGCUCGUUUUUCGCUUUUGGCUUCGCCAUUUUCUUUUGUGCAAUGGCGUAUGUAUCGCUAUACCGACUGCUCGGUGCUGCUUCUCCUCGCCUUGAGAUCUCUCUCAGAUAUUGCGGUAUUCUGCUUCUGAUUGCCAUGGUGUUCGGUGGUUAUAUGAGAUCCGUCGAUCGUUUGAUUGCAGAUGUACCAUGGGUUGGCUGGCUAUCUUACACAACCCCAGUUCUAUACGCCUUUGAAAUCAUCAUGGCAGUUGAAUUCCAUAGUCGAGAGUUCAAUUGUGCGUCAAGUUCCAUCAUACCGUCUGGCCAAGGUUAUAAUGACGUUGCCUUCCAAACUUGCAGUUAUGAAAGCAUGUCACCAGGCGAGAUGAGUUUACAGGGUGAUACCUAUAUUCUCAACAAGUUUGGAUUCAGCUUCGGUAAUAUCGGACGAGAUUUCGGGAUUCUGAUUCUCUUCAUGGUCGCUUUUGUGACGAUUAACAUGUGGGUGGUUGAGAAAAUCGACUGGGCUGCAGACGGAGGAGGCGCACUUGAAUUUGCUCAUGGACCACCAGCAUCAAACAACUCUACUACGCAGAAGGACGAGGAGAGCACCAGCCAAACCGAAACACCAGUCAGGGCUGAGACCUUGACUGAGAAAACCAAGAGUAAUAAGACUGGUGAGGGCGGAUUGGUCAAGUCCCAAUCUGUGUUCACAUGGCGCAAUUUGAAUUACACUGUCCCGCACAAAGAUGGGGACAAACAGCUCCUCAAUGAUGUCUCUGGGUUUUGUGAGCCCGGGAAGCUGACUGCGCUGGUUGGCGCCUCUGGUGCUGGCAAGAGUACUUUAAUGACUGUCUUGACACAGCAAGCAACCGGGAGAUUGGAAGGCGAAAUGAAGAUUGAUGACAAGAAUGUUGGGUCAUCUUUUGGGCGGUCUAUCGGUUACUGCCAGCAGAUGGACAUUCAUGUUGAAACAAGCACCGUUCGAGAAGCCUUUGAGUUUUCUGCUCUUUUGAGACAAUCUAGCAGCACAAGCAAGAAGGAGAAGUUGGAGUACGUAGAUGAGAUCUUGGAAAUUCUACAGAUGAAGGAUCUCCAAGAUGUCAUCAUUCGAUCUCUAUCCCUCGAGCAGAAAAAACGUACCACCAUCGGCGUCGAACUUUGCGCGAAGCCGAGCAUGCUGCUGUUUUUGGACGAACCUACGAGCGGAUUGGAUGGACAAGGGGCCAUGAACAUUGUCAGGCUUCUACGACGACUGGCUGAUCAUGGUCAAGCCAUCAUUUGCACCAUUCACCAAGCGAAUCAAGAACAGUUUGAACUAUUUGAUCGUGUUCUUGCCCUGAAUCACGGGGGGCGCGUCUAUUACUUCGGAGAUAUUGGCCCUCACGGCAAGACUGUGGUCAAUUAUUUCACAAAUAGGGGGGUCGGUGUAGAAGCCGACAAGAAUAUUGCUGAUCUACUCAUUGAGGUCACAGCCAGAAACUCGAGCUCUUCUCCAGGAAAUGAUUGGUGCGAUAUCUGGGACGAGUCUCCUGAGGCAGCCGCCGUGUUAGAGAAAAUCGACAACAUCACCUCAAAGGCUCCAGCCCAAUGCGAGGACAAAGAGUUGGAGCCGGUCCGGACCUACGCCUCUUCAACGCUCUCCCAGAUCAUUCUCCUGACGAAGAGAACCAUGCUGCAAUACUGGCGAACUCCAGAUUACGUCUAUUCACGCCUCUACUGCUCCUUCUUCCAUGCCUUCCUUAAUGGCCUCGCUUUCUUGCAACUGGGCAACACCGUUUCUGAUCUUCAGUACCGAGUUUUCACCUGCUUCCUUGUCUUGAUGAUCGUUCCGGAGUUCAUCAACGCCUGUGCGGUAAUGUUUGACGAAAACAGGAAUAUUUGGCUGGGAAGAGAGCACCCAAGCCGAAUAUACGGCUGGGUGGCAUUUACUACCGCCCAAGUGGUCUCUGAAAUCCCUUAUGCCUUUGCUGGCGCAGUAUUGUUUUACGUCUUGUUCUAUUUCCUUAUUGGCCUUCCGCUUGGGGAGCCGGCUGGUGCUGACGCGGUCAUGGCGGCUAGCGUGAUGCCCUUCUUCAUUGUUGUAUGCGAAUUCUUCAACGGCAUCCUGCAACCUGUAGAGCUCAUGCCGGUUGUUUGGCGGUACACUCUGUACUACAUCGGCCCUUUCACCUACUGGGUUUCUGGAACGAUCUCCAUGAUUCUGCUACCAGUCAGUGUGAAAUGCGCAGAUUCAGAAUUUAUCCGCUUCCAUGUUCCGCCUAAUACCACCUGCGGCGUUUACGCAGAAGAUUGGCUCUCCUCAACAACUGGAUAUCUGGCGGAUCCUGAUGCCACUGACACGUGCAACUACUGCCAGUACACAGGAGGGCAAGAUUAUCUUUCAAACAUCAAUGUGUCUGCCUCUGAUGCCUGGCCAUAUCUGGGCAUCUUUGCGCUCUUUACGGUCACGAACUACCUUUCGGUGUAUCUUUGGGUUUACAUCAAAUCAGUCAAGAACUGGCUGCCGUGGUAG